UUUGUUUCUUCUCUUUGGAUGAUCAGUUUCGCGGGAACUCCAGUGUAGGCGGCUUUUUUCUGAGUUAGUACAGGUUUAUAGUGGUUUAUAUUUGAUUUAAAACCGGGCGUUUAGGUGUUCAGGAUGCUGUUUCGUUUUGUCGUUGAUCGAGGAGUGGGUAAAAGAAGAAGUCACGAUAAGCGUGUGGAUUACCCAUUGUCGUCUCUGCUGGAGUGUUUCCAGUGCUCCCGUCACGAUGAGCACGUGUCUUACGGAGAAUCGGGUGUCACUGUUCCUCCGUUCGGAUGCACGUUCUCCACAGCUCCUGGGCAGAGCAGCACACUGGCUGUAGCGAACGAGGAAGGGAUCGUGAGCCUUUAUAACACUGAGAAACGCAGCACUGUACUGAAAGAAUGGCUGGCGCAUGAUAACGCGGUGUUUGAUAUCGCCUGGGUCCCCGGAGCAAACAGCCUGGUGACGGCGUCGGGGGAUCAGACAGCCCGGCUGUGGGACGUGAUCUCCGGGGAGCUGCUGGGAAGCUUUAAAGGGCAUCAGUGCAGCCUGAAGAGUGUGGCCUUUCCCAAACAGGAGAAAGCUGUUUUCUGCACUGGAGGCAGGGACGGGAAUAUCAUGCUGUGGGACAUGAGGUGCAGUAAGAAAGACGGCUUCUACAGGCAGAUGAAGCAGAUAAGUGGAGCUCAUAUGAAGAUGGUGAGAAACACGCCACAAACAAAGAAAAAACGAGUGCCGUCCAGAGGAAUGGCUCCUUCUGUGGACUCUCAGAGAGGUGUGACUGCUGUUCUUUUCCGUGACGAGAACACGCUCAUCUCGUCAGGAGCUGUCGAUGGGAUGAUUAAGAUGUGGGAUUUGAGGAAGAGUUACACGGCGUACCAGCAGAACCCCACACCACUCCAGAGCUAUCAUUACCCAGGAACCUCCACACGCAAGCUGGGUUAUUCAGGUCUGACGUUAGACUCCACGAGCUCCCGACUGUUCUGCAGCUGCACAGACGACAAUAUUUACAUGUUCGAUAUCAGUGGAUCGAGAACUACAUCGGUGGCUGUGUUCAGUGGUCAUCGGAACUCCUCGUUCUACGUGAAGUCCAGCGUAAGUCCAGACGAUCAGUUCCUGGCUAGUGGGUCGAGUGAUGGCCACGCUUAUAUCUGGAAGAUCUCCGACCCGGCUCAGGCUCCUGUGAUGCUUCAGGGUCACAGCCAGGAAGUGACCUCGGUCACCUGGAGCCACUCUGAUUUCACGAAGAUUGCGACCUGCUCUGAUGAUAACACCGUGCGGAUCUGGAGGCUCAGCCGCAGCGUAGAUGGAGCAGCAGGAAAUUUAAACCUCAUAGGCUGGGCCCGACGCAAAAUCCAGACCCCAUCCCGACCAUCUGGUGGCCCGUUCCCCCUGACCGAAGGAACCCCUGUUCGGAGCAGCAGGUCAGGCAGAGACGACUCUCUCUUGUCCCCUCGGCCUGGCUCGUGCGCCCCCAGUGUUGCUGACUUCCCUCCUCCAUCUGUCACCUCCUCUCCCACUGAUACGCUCUGCCCGCCCCAGAACAAAACCCCGCUCUCCGUCCCCGUCGUGACCACGCUCAGCUCUGAGAGGCGUGCCAAACGGCGCCUAGACACGAGUGAGACGACAGCGGGGGAAGACGAGAGCGAUGGAGUGUCGGAGCUCUAUUUGGACUGUAAGAGGAGUCGGGGGUCUGCGAGCGCUUUCUGCCCAUCAACAGUGGAAAGAACGGAACAGAAGGAGGAGAGGAUCAGCUCGUCUGUGCAGGCUGAUAAGGAGAACAGCUCGCCGCUGAAAGCUGACUGGCUUUCCGCGAUGAGCCGAAAACUGAAGCAAUCUCAAAGCGGAGCUACGUUCUCGAAAAGCCCUAAUGCUGGAAAGAGACAAGACUCGAGGACACAGUCCCUCUCUGUACUGAGCUCUCAGCAGUCUGGAAAGAAGUCCUCAUCCCCACAGGCGAAGAGAAUUUCCUCUCCAGCUUCGAUGAAAAAGAUUUCUGCGUAUUUUCAGAAAACAGCACAAGACUGAUGCUCAUGCACGUUCACUUUCUUGGGGAAAUCUGACCAAGGCUCGGACUUUCCUGCUCCUGGAAGGGGUUCAUAGAAGAGGGAAGAAAACUACACUAAGUUUUUAAAAGAAAUAUCCAACACGGUGUUAUACUGUACAAAUUUUACCCUCCAUCUUUUGUCUUUUUAGUAAGAUGUAUUUUAGAGGGAUUUUUUUUAUGCAAAUGGACAUUCUAUUUGAGAAAUGUAUACGCGUGUGUGUAUAUACGAGACUGUACAUUUAACUUUUACCUUUGCUAAAAUCAUUUUGCAAAGCUGUUAUUAACGGAGUGUUCACAUAAGUGUGUGUGGUCAGCUUUGUAAGGCAUGCUUUUAUAUUGUUUGUUUUUCUUUAAGAAGAUGUAUUUGGUUUGUUCUUCCAGUUCUCUUAACUGUUGGAUUCUGUCUUGGUGUGACCUGGUGAUUAAAUACAGACUCU
Molecule: messenger RNA, 2475 nt
Organism: Neoarius graeffei (lesser salmon catfish)
Lineage: Eukaryota; Metazoa; Chordata; Actinopteri; Siluriformes; Ariidae
Gene: dtl
Product: denticleless E3 ubiquitin protein ligase homolog (Drosophila)
Exons: 15
Coding region: 124-2019 (631 amino acids)
Biological process (GO): mitotic G2 DNA damage checkpoint signaling; proteasome-mediated ubiquitin-dependent protein catabolic process
Cellular component (GO): nucleus
Molecular function (GO): protein binding; protein-macromolecule adaptor activity
Source: RefSeq, a predicted model, not a curated record